AUGGCUGGAGUGAGAAAAUUGGAUGGCAAGAUCGUAAUUAUAACAGGCGGAGCCAGUGGUAUUGGAGCCGAAGCAGUUAGGUUGUUCACGGACCACGGAGCUAAGGUUGUCAUCGUUGACUUACAAGAAGAGCUUGGUCAAAACGUCGCCGUUUCGGUCGGACAAGACAAAGCUACUUUUUACCGUUGCGAUAUCACAAACGAGACGGAAGUGGAGAACGCCGUUAAGUUCACCGUCGAAAAGUAUGGGAAGCUUGACGUUAUGUUUAGUAACGCCGGUGUCAUGGAGAUGUUGGGAAGUUUCCUCGACUUGGAUCUCGAAUCUUUUGACCGAACCAUGGCGGUCAACGUUCGCGGCGCAGCUGCGUGUAUCAAACACGCAGCGCAUGCCAUGGUGGAGAAAGGAACGCGCGGGUCAAUCGUGUGUACAACGAGCGUUGCCUCGGAGAUCGGCGGUUCGGGACCUCACGCGUACACGGCGUCGAAACACGCGCUUCUCGGGUUGGUUAAGUCGGCUUGUGGCGGGCUUGGGAAGUACGGGAUAAGAGUUAACGGGGUUGCACCGUACGGGUUGGCAACAAGGAUGACUAGCCACGACGAGGAAACGGCGAAGUUUGUGGAGGGAUAUUGCGCCACCACGGCUAUUCUCAAGGAUAUUGUGCUUAAGACUCGCCACGUGGCGGAGGCGGCUUUGUUUCUAGCUUCGGAUGAUUCGGCUUACGUUAGCGGCCAGAAUCUAGCCGUUGACGGUGGUUUUAGCGUCGUUAAACCAAUGGCCAUGUGA
Messenger RNA from Arabis nemorensis, 783 nucleotides. The record is from the annotation of a GenBank genome assembly. NCBI's taxonomy places the organism in Eukaryota, Viridiplantae, Streptophyta, Magnoliopsida, Brassicales, Brassicaceae.